GAUCUUUGGUGCACUUGUCCUCAUCUUUGCACUCCAGCUUACUGCCAAAAUCUGUCAUUGCAGGAGAAAGGUGCAUGUACUUUCUGCUUUGUCCAGCUCCAUGCAAAGCUUGGCUUUGCAGCCCAGCGAGGCAGCAAAGUGAGGCUGACCUAUGCCAUAAACUGCAGCAGUAGCUAAGUGAUACCUACACCUACUUGCUGUAGACUCUUCCAGUGACCAGAAAGAUGUGACAAGUCGUUGAUGGGAAUGACAACAUGUGCUGUUGAAGUUGAGAAAUGCCUGUGUGGGACAAUGCUGUGUGAGACAGAGGCACGUUCAACACUUGCAGAACCAGCCCCCAUGGCUUAUCUCAAUGUGGAUGCUGAAGGGAACGGCGAGGUGUCACUGGAUGAAAUCACCAUCAGCUCCUCAUCGAGAGCUGCUGAGGUCUGCAGCAUGGAGGCAAAUGAAGAUCCUAAGACAGGGAGAUCUCAGAUGAAGAUUGAUCUGACAGCCUCCAGCAUAUGGACAACACAACAAGAUGGAGAAGUGAAACUGAGGAUGGAUGAGGAGGGCAUAGGCAGCGAGGCACCAAAGACUAUUCAUGAUCUGUUCCAAGAAGCUGUUAGAAAAUACGGUGAUUAUAAUGCUCUUGCAUACAAGAAGAAUGGCCAGUGGGUAAAACUCACAUAUAAGAUGUACUACGACAAGUGCUGGAAAACAGCCAAAAGCUUUCUGAAGCUGGGACUGAAGCGUUUCCAUGGAGUGUGCAUCCUGGGAUUUAAUUCCCCAGAGUGGUUUUUUGCUGACAUUGGAGCGAUCUUUGCAGGUGGACUUGCUGUUGGGAUCUACACUACCAACUCUCCUGAAGCCUGUCAGUAUGUGGCAGAGAACUGUAGUGCCGACAUUCUGGUUGUGGAAAACCAUACACAGCUGCAGAAAAUCUUACAAGUUGAGCAUAAACUACCUCACUUGAAAGCUAUCAUCCAGUAUGGGGAAGAGCUAAAAGAGAAGAGACCAAAUCUGUAUUCUUGGAAAGAGUUCUUGGACCUCGGUGAAGAUGUUCCAGAUUCCCAGCUCCGUAACAUCAUAGAGUUGCAGAAGCCAAACCAGUGCUGUACCUUGAUUUAUACCUCAGGGACAACUGGAAAGCCAAAGGGAGUAAUGCUCAGUCAUGACAAUCUGACAUGGACACCUCUAGCAGCUGGACGUUCCUUAAUGCUGACGGACGCUACUGAAAAGCAAGAGCUGGUGGUCAGCUAUCUGCCUCUCAGUCAUGUUGCUGCGCAGAUUAUAGAUAUUUGGCUAUCAAUAACAUUUGGAGGACAGGUUUUCUUUGCUCAGCCAGAUGCAUUAAAGGGCACCCUGGUGGACACCCUGCGUGAGGUGAGGCCGACUGCCUUCUUAGGAGUUCCUCGUGUCUGGGAAAAAAUAGAGGAAAAAAUGAAAUCCGUCGGUGCGAAAUCAUCAACACUCCGAAGAAAAGUGGCAAUGUGGGCCAAGGGAGUGGGGCUGCAGACAAACCUGAAGUGGAUGAACGGAUAUUCUGAAGUCCCAAUGAACUUCCGCCUGGCCAAGCAGUUGGUGUACAAGAAGGUUCGGAAGGCCAUUGGGCUGGAUCGGUGCACCAAGUGCUUCACAGGAGCCGCUCCCAUUAGCAGAGAGACUCUGGAAUUUUUCUUGAGUCUGAACAUCCCCGUGUUCGAGCUGUAUGGCAUGAGUGAGAGCUCAGGGCCUCACACGGUCUCCAUACCUCAAGCAUUCAGGCUUACCAGCUGUGGGAAGGAAAUGGCCGGCUGUCGGACGCUGAUUGAUAAACCAGAUGCAGAUGGCACUGGGGAGAUCUGCUUUGCAGGAAGGCACAUCUUUAUGGGCUAUUUGAACAUGGAGGAGAAAACCAAAGAGGCAAUUGACAAAGAUGGCUGGCUGCAUUCAGGAGACCUUGGCAAGCGUGAUAAAGAUGGAUUCAUUUACAUCACUGGCAGGAUUAAAGAGCUCAUCAUCACAGCAGGAGGUGAGAACGUUCCUCCUGUUCCAAUUGAGGAUGCUGUAAAAGAGGCCUGUCCCCUCAUCAGCAACGCCAUGUUGGUUGGAGACAAAGCCAAAUUCCUUGCUAUGCUUCUGACACUCAAGUGCACUGUAAAUAUAGAAAGUGGGGAGCCCGGAGAUGACCUCACUGCAGAAGCUAUUGAAUAUUGUCAAAAACUGGGCAGCAAGGCUACCAAAAUCUCUGAAAUCACAAGCAGCAAAGACAAGGCCAUCUAUGCAGCCAUCCAGGCAGCGAUUUCGGAAGUCAACAAGAGAGCUGUCUCAAAUGCUCAGAAAAUCCAGAAGUGGGUCAUUCUGGAGAAGGACUUUUCUGUCGGUGGUGGAGAGCUGGGCCCAACGAUGAAACUGAAGAGACCUGCGGUGGUACAGAAAUACAAAGAGCUGAUUGAUGAGUUCUACAUGGAUGCAAACACACCGACGACAACAGAAAACGCUCUUCGGCAGUGACGUGGUGUGGUAGGAAACUUCCCCUGGUGCAGCACUGUCAGCCUGGGCUCCCUGCAAUGGAUUCCGAGGGUUCUGCAGAAAUAAAAGAGGCUCAGCAGCCACGCAGCUUCCUGAGGUGACACCUGUACAUUUGUGGGCCCUAUUACUGCAUUGUGCUCACAGCCCGUUUUUCCUGUGUGUGUUCAGGUGCAGAGAUUGCUGUGGAUCUCUGCUUUGUAUUUUUACCUUUUCCUUUUACAAGGGCAGCGCAUUUACCGUGUCCAUUCACAGUGUAUGGUGUGUCUUUACCAAAGCUUUCUUUUCCCAAGCUGAAUGUAAAACAAUCAGGAUCUGCCUUUUUCCUGCUGCAUAGGGGAGGCAGAAGAUCCUUUUAGAGCAGCCUGUUUUGUUUUCAGUGCACGUUUAACUGCAUGCUGAUGGCAUCGGAAUUAUGUUAUACCUUUCUACCCACAACCCAUCAUCUGUUAAGGUCAAUGCUGUGGGGCUGCACACCCUGACAAGUCCGUGUGGAACCUGGACUUCACUUGGGUGGGUUUGUGCAAUACUUGGAGUCUGUUUCAGCUUCUUGAGCUAUAAGGAAACCAUAAAUUAUAUUGUUUAAGUAGGAUCCAUGGAGUAGGUUUGUUUUAAAAGGCUGUGUGUGUGUGUGUGUGUGUAACCUCUGUGUGUAGUCUUACAAUCAUAGACACGGUGUUUAGGUGGCACUCCAGAGCUGUGGGGCUGCAUUGGCUGAUGUGUAUAGAAGCAUAAAGGUGACAGCACAGGGAGCAGCUGCUUUGAGUGGUUCAGUGAGGCUCAUUCCUGCCUGGAGGGCCCUCAGUCCCCUCAGCGAAUGAAGGACUGCUUGUAAAACGGCUUAUUUCAAACGAGAAAUCUUUGAUCUGAAAAGAAAGUGGAAGAAGUUUUGUGCUGGUUCUCAGACCUGGGCACCUCAGGGAGGGUUUCAUGUUUAAAGCUGUAUUUCAUCUGGGCUCACGGCCGCAGCAAACAGCUCAAUGAGGUGCCCAUGGUGUGGGUGCUGCUCUAUGGGAACAGCUGCUCUUCUUGCACAACCAUUUCUCAGCUGUGUGACUUGGAAAUGCCUCGACUUUCAGAGCAAAGCCUAAUAAAUGCCCUCUGCUUUGUCUUCA
Coturnix japonica (Japanese quail) is the source of this 3605-nucleotide messenger RNA. RefSeq names its product acyl-CoA synthetase bubblegum family member 2 (gene ACSBG2). NCBI's taxonomy places the organism in Eukaryota, Metazoa, Chordata, Aves, Galliformes, Phasianidae. Gene Ontology annotation, cellular component: membrane; endoplasmic reticulum. The record is from RefSeq and is a predicted model, not a curated record. Gene Ontology annotation, molecular function: long-chain fatty acid-CoA ligase activity.